Messenger RNA from Pocillopora verrucosa, 1477 nucleotides. Its product is annotated as transport and Golgi organization 2 homolog. Gene Ontology annotation, biological process: protein secretion; Golgi organization. The record is from RefSeq and is a predicted model, not a curated record. Gene Ontology annotation, cellular component: Golgi apparatus. NCBI's taxonomy places the organism in Eukaryota, Metazoa, Cnidaria, Anthozoa, Scleractinia, Pocilloporidae.
GUCUUUUCUUCAUCCCCUACUCAUCGCCCGUGAUGUAGUAACUCCCGUCACACACGAAGGCCAUGAAUAACUCAGCUGUGUGAAGGACGAUAAUCCCUUUGAAUUUUCGUGAUGGUUAACCAUGCAUCCUAUCAAAUAAGUCUCUGAAUGGUUUUUGGUUUUCGAAAUGGUCUUGCUGAUGACGCAGGUUACGAGCAUUAACGAACAAAGACAGUAGGCAACAAUUCAGAACAAUCAGGAUUCACGAUAUGGCAUUGUGAACUACAAACAAAAUCAAACACGCGAACCUGUGAACAAUACUUUGCUCCGUUGGAGUCAAAAUAUUGCGAGCUAGAAGAUUAAAGAAAGAAAAUUUGAAGGAGCAAGGACAUCAACAUGUGCAUUGUGUUCCUAUACUUAUGCAGGGAGCCAAACCCUGAUAGAUACCAUCUGAUCAUUGCGUCAAACAGAGAUGAGUUUUAUUUCAGACCAACGGCCAGUGCCAAGUUUUGGAAGGAAUAUCCAAAUAUAAUUGCAGGCAUGGAUCUUGAGCCAGGGAAAAAAGGUGGAACAUGGCUUGGUAUAACAACUGAUGGUAAAUUUGCAGCAGUCACAAACUACAGACAGGCACCAAAAUUCAUAGAUCCCAAAGCAAGAGGAAGAGGCCAUCUUGUGCCUGAUUUUUUGAAAGGAAGUGGUGAUGUUCAGAGUUACCUUGAGGCAGUGGGUAGUGAAGGUGAUAAGUACAAUGGAUUUAAUCUUUUGGUGGGGAAAUUGUCACAGAAUGGUGAGACCAAGAUUGGAUGGUACUGUAAUGUUGAAGACAAACAGGUAACAAUGUUGGAACCUGGGAUUCAUGUGUUAUCAAACAAAGUGUUAAACUGUUUCUGGCCCAAAAUGGCCUAUGGAAGAGAAAGAUUUGCUGAAAUCCUUGAAGAAACUUCCACGAAAGAAGAGCUUGUUGAUAAACUUAUGGACCUGUUGAGUACCAGACAAAGGCAUUUCAGCUGUGGUGACAGCAAGAGUUUUUUGGGUCCUCAAGAUGAAGGAGGCAAUGAAAAUCUGAUCAAUGCCUGUCGAGCAAUCUUUGUCAACUGCAAAGAGUUGAAAUAUGGAACAAGAACCAACACAGUGUUGUUAGUUGAUAAAGAUGGACAUGCUACUUAUGUUGAGAGAACCAUGGAUGAGAAUGCCUCUGACCCUGAUGAAGCUGACUGGAAAGUAAGCACCUAUGAGUUUAAAAUUACUGAAAAAUCUGGCAACUGUGCAGAUAACAAGUCACCUAAGGAGAAUCUAUCAAAUGGAACAAGUGUGCAUGUUGAAGGGAGGGAAGAAUCUACGCGAAACAAUCAUGAAUUCCUGCCACAAAACCAUUCAAAGAAGAAACGAUCAGUGAAUGAAAACAGUUCACCCGUGGAACCAGCCAGAAAAGUAAAAAAAAAAAAACGGUAAAGAAUGAACAUGUUGUCAAAGGUGGUUUUCUCAUAUACCUGACAAA